Messenger RNA from Corticium candelabrum, 873 nucleotides. RefSeq lists its product as uncharacterized. NCBI's taxonomy places the organism in Eukaryota, Metazoa, Porifera, Homoscleromorpha, Homosclerophorida, Plakinidae. The coding region runs from base 1 to 873 and encodes 290 amino acids. The record is from RefSeq and is a predicted model, not a curated record. The transcript is spliced from 2 exons.
AUGUAUCUGGUGUUGGGGCACGUGAUUGGGGUGUUGUCUUCGUCUCGUGUCGUAGAUGCCUCUGGUGGUCGUUCUGGUCCGGGUUGUUCUGUUAAGAAAGUUUCUGACUGCCAGUUGAGCUAUUACUGGAAUGUGCAGUUAUUCAAUAUUUCUACAUGUGCAGGAGCCAUUGAUGGAAGUCAUAUACCAAUUACUCCACCUGUGUUGAAUCACACCGACUAUUAUAAUAGAAAAGGAUGGUAUUCUGUUAUUCUUCAAGCUGUUGUUGACCAUCAAUACCUGUUUCGUGACAUAAACGUUGGCUGGCCAAGAAGUGUGCUUGAUGCUAGAGUGUUGGCUCAUUCUGCGUUAUUCAUGAAGGCAGAAGAAGGGACGAUUUUAGAUGGACAAAGCAAACAAAUUGAAGGGUGCACCAUACCAGUAUUUCUUAUCGGAGAUUCUGCAUACCCUUUGCUCAAGUGGCUCAUCAAACCUUACCCUGAAAAUGAUCACAUGACAGAACAACGCAGGAACUUCAACUACCAACUUUCUAGAGCUAGAAUUGUGGUUGAAAAUGCUUUUGGACGCUUGAAGGCCCGCUGGAGUCGACUCAUGAAGAAGAAUGACAUGAACGUUAAGAAUAUCCAUCACGUUAUAGCUGCUUGCUGCGUGUUACACAACUUGUGUGAAAUACAUGGGGAGUUUUUUGAUGACAACUGGAUCAGUGGGGAUGAAAACGAACGACAACAGCCAGCCGUUCAAGCGCCCGCAGGUGCACAUGCUACCAUUGCCGAACCACUUGCAAUUAGAGACACUCUUGUCAGAAGUUUCGUAAAUCACAAUGACAGACCUACUCAGAACAUGUUUACAGUGUCAACUAUUCGUUAUAGCUAA